Eucalyptus grandis is the source of this 1003-nucleotide messenger RNA. RefSeq names its product organellar oligopeptidase A, chloroplastic/mitochondrial-like. The coding region runs from base 87 to 497 and encodes 136 amino acids. Gene Ontology annotation, molecular function: metalloendopeptidase activity. The record is from RefSeq and is a predicted model, not a curated record. NCBI's taxonomy places the organism in Eukaryota, Viridiplantae, Streptophyta, Magnoliopsida, Myrtales, Myrtaceae. The transcript is spliced from 3 exons. Gene Ontology annotation, cellular component: chloroplast. Gene Ontology annotation, biological process: proteolysis; peptide metabolic process.
GUGUAAAAGAUUCUUCAGGAAAUGCAAUUGCAUACUUCUAUUUUGAUCCCUAUUCUCGACCAUCUGAGAAAAGGGGAGGUGCAUGGAUGGAUGAGGUUGUUGGUCGAAGUCGUGUGUUGUCUCAAGAUGGAGUAAGUGCAAGAUUACCAAUUGCUCACAUGGUGUGCAAUCAAACACCACCUGUGGGGAACAUCCCAAGUCUUAUGACAUUCCGAGAGGUUCAAACUAUUUUUCAUGAAUUUGGUCAUGCACUUCAACACAUGCUCACCAAGCAGGACGAAGGCCUUGUCGCGGGCACUAAAGGAAUAGAGGGGGAUGCUAAGGAAUUGCCCUCUCAGUUUAUGGAGAACUGGUGUUACCACAGGGAAACUUUGAUGGGAAUCGCAAAGCACUAUGAAACUGGUGAGAGUCUGCCUGAAGAUGUAUACAGAAAGCUCCUUGCAGCUAAGACUUUUCGUGCAGGCUCCUUAAGCCUUCGCCAGGUUACUUCACAUUAACUAAAUAUGAAAUAAUUGCUUGUUCUUCUUACUUUUGUGACGCCUGUUAAAGUUAGGACUGUUUCACAUAGCUUCCAAAGAGAAGAAAGCUAUUCUAGGAGUUAUUGCCCUUGUCCGUGGGGGAACUGUCUCACCUGUACUUUGUCCUCAUGGUGCUACAUUUAUUAAGAGCUGAAUGCUGCACCUCUUGUUUAUUGAGUUCCACCUUCGUCCAUCAUGUUUAUGGCUAUCUAAUACACAAGUUUGAAAGAUAAAACAGAUUGGGGAUCAGUUCAUGUCUACAUGACAGUGAGGCAGAGAAAACUUUACUUGUUUAUUUAACCUUAGUGCAAGAAUGGUUUCUAGGUUGCUGUUUUACUGUUCAUAAUUUGAAAUGAUGCAGAUCAAAUUAUUUUUCUAAUCCUUCAAGAAUCAUACUGAUGUAUAUUUAGGAAUAACUUGGUUAUUAAUGUCCUUGUCUGGGAAAAUUCUCAGGUAAGAUAUGCAAGUGUAGAUCUGCAGCUUCA